AUGCCCAUCAGGCUUUCCGCCGUCGUGCGGCGACAUGGCCUGGCUUUCCGGGUCCGCAUGGCUAUAAAUCGUUGGCCGACAGGGGGUGGUAGUGUGUGGAUUGCAAUUACUUACCCCCUCUCCGCUUCUGGCUCUUUGAUUUGGCGUUCUUCGACAAUGGCGGUGGUUCAGUUCGAUGACGAGGAUUUGGCGGUCGGGCUUGCCCGGGGGGAGCUUUCCUUGAUCGGCCGGCUAAUUGGCUCUCCACCGCCGCUCUAUGCACUGGGGAUGAUGCUGGGUCGAGUGUGGCGGUACAAAGGGGAUCUCAUAAUAUCCGCCGUUGAGGAGGGGCUAACCCAAUUCCUCUUUUCACAGAAGGCUGACCUGCACAAGGCGGUUACCAAAUCCCCCUGGAUCUUCGACAAUUUCAUGUUGGUGCUGGCACGGUGGGAAGACCCGACUCCACCGGUGGCUGAUCGUCUUCGCUGGGCUCCGAUGGCGUUGCAGAUUUGGAAGGUCCCGUUCGAAUGUUUCACUGAGAAAAUUGCAUGGCGGUUGGGCUCCUCUCUUGGGGUGCUUCAUGAUCCUCCCACGCUUCACCGGUCGGAUGCUUUGGGUGGGCUUUAUGUUCGAGCGGUUCCAGUUCUUGAUCUCACGGCCCCUCUGCUAGAUGGCAUUACUGCUGGUCAUGUCGAUCAGACUCGAGGUAACUUUGUAGCUUCGGUUAAAAUGGAAAAGGUUCCUCACUUUUGCUUCCUGUGUGGUGUCAUUGGGCAUAUUGGUGAGAACUGCCCGCGGAAGGAGGCGUUCGCCGGUGUUACCCCAAAGUAUGGAGUGUUCUCAGUUGCCACCGAAUCAGGGUCCCCCGUGACAGAGGACACUCUCUCCAAGUGA
Messenger RNA from Linum trigynum, 873 nucleotides. The record is from the annotation of a GenBank genome assembly. Lineage: Eukaryota; Viridiplantae; Streptophyta; Magnoliopsida; Malpighiales; Linaceae.